GUGGCGCCCGUGGGACAACUGUACCUGAGACUGCUGCGCGAGGUCACGCCGUGGCGGAACAGCCUCCUUCACUGUGAAAUCACUGCCCCGAGCCAUUUCCUACAAGCCUUAAGGAAGCUUCCUCUCAGAGCCUUUUCUACAAAUGCCAGAAAAGUCCACACUGCCCCUGCUCGAACCAUUUUCCGGCUGCGCCCACUUCGCUUACUGUUUGUUACAGGUGGAGGGUAUGCAGGUUACCGGCAGUAUGAGAAGUACAAGGAGCAAGAGCUGGAGAAGCUGGGAUUGGAGAUUCCGCCCAAACUCGCUGGUUACUGGGAGUCUGAGUGGCUGGAGCCCGAGCCUCCGCCCGCCAACCCAAGGCUUCCGCGGAGGAGCGGCACCUCCCCGAGUCCGCUGCGCCAGGAAGCCGAUUGAGACGGGGCCACCUGCCGCCCUGACUCUACCCUGCGCCUCUGAGCCAAGGAAGCAGCCCACCAGCCACCGAGAAGCAGUGACAGCACAGGAGCUCCUCUGGGGGGAAGGGAGGAAGGAGGAGGAACAAAGGCGAGCGUGCUGGCACCGCCCUCCCAGCCCGCCCACCAUGUGUCAGUCAGAGGCACGGCGAGGACCGGAGCUCCGAGCAGCGAAAUGGUUGCACUUCCCCCAGCUGGCCCUGAGGCGGAGGUUGGGACAGCUGAGCUGCAUGUCCAGACCUGCCCUGAAGCUGCGCUCCUGGCCCCUGAUGGUCCUCUACUACCUCCUGCCCUUCGGUGCCCUCAGACCGCUCAGCCGGGUGGGAUGGAGGCCCGUGAGCAGGGUGGCCCUGUACAAAUCGGUGCCAACACGCUUGCUGUCACGGGCCUGGGGCCGCCUCAACCAGGUGGAGCUGCCCCACUGGCUACGCGGGCCCGUCUACAGCCUGUACAUCUGGACCUUUGGGGUGAACAUGAAGGAGGCUGCCGUGGAGGACCUGCACCACUACCGCAACCUCAGCGAGUUCUUCCGUCGCAAAUUGAAGCCGCAGGCCCGACCCGUGUGUGGCCUGCAUAGCGUGAUCAGCCCAUCAGAUGGGAAAAUCCUCAACUUUGGGCAGGUGAAGAACUGUGAGGUAGAGCAGGUGAAGGGGGUCACCUACUCACUGGAGUCGUUUCUGGGCCCACGUACCUCUGCAGGGGACCUGCCUUUCUCACCAGACACCUCCUGCAGCUCCUUUAAGAACCAGCUGGUCACCCGAGAAGGAAACGAGCUCUACCACUGCGUCAUCUACCUGGCCCCUGGGGACUACCACUGCUUCCACUCCCCUACAGACUGGACUGUGUCCCACCGGCGUCACUUCCCAGGCUCCCUGAUGUCUGUGAAUCCCGGCAUGGCCCGUUGGAUCAAAGAGCUCUUCUGCCACAAUGAGCGGGUAGUCCUGACUGGGGACUGGAAACAUGGCUUCUUUUCGCUGACAGCCGUGGGGGCCACCAAUGUGGGCUCCAUCCGCAUCUACUUCGAUCGGGAUCUGCACACAAACAGCCCAGAGUAUAGCAAGGGCUCCUACAACGACUUCAGCUUCGUGACGCACGCCAACAAGGAGGGCAUCCCCAUGCGCAAGGGCGAGCACCUGGGCGAGUUCAACCUGGGUUCCACCAUCGUGCUUAUCUUCGAGGCCCCCAAGGACUUCGACUUCAAGCUGAAAGCGGGACAGAAAAUCCGAUUUGGAGAGGCUCUGGGCUCCCUCUAGAGCAACUUUCCUGGCUUCAGCUAGAGGGAUUUUUUCCAAACAGAAACAGGGGGGUCUCUUUGAGGAGAACCUCCGUGGCUAUCCAGAGAGGGGACUCUCGGGGCCAUGGGGUCUGACCAGGCAGGACCUGGGUGACUUCUGUUCCUGCUAUCCCAGAGGUGCAGAUGAGGAAGUCAGAGCCCUUACUCUACCCUAGACCUACUGCAUCCCCUCUUCCCACCCUAAAGAGAAAGUUAAGUGCCAGGAUGAUCUCAAAUUCCCUUUUGGAGGUUUUAACCUCUGUUGUAUAAACUGGAGACCCUACGUCUCCUGGCUAAGCAUUCAGUUGGUCUGGUUUCCGUUUAAGACGGUAAGUGGUAAUGUACCUUCUUGCUGCUCCUCCCAUAACUGCUUUUGGUCUACCCUGCAUGGGGUGCCUCCUGGCACUGACUGUGGGCCUGUCCCAAAGCAGGGCCUUUAAUGCAACCACUUUCUGUUCCCAAAUUCACUCCACCCUACUCAUGGGGAAAAGCUGUCUUCACUCUUGUGGCUGAAUGUAUCACCCAACUGCCAGCGUCUUCUGAGGAUGGUGACUAAUGGUGAGGCACAUUGCAGACCCUGAUGAGAGUGACCUGGAGCUGGCAAGUUCUUUUCGGCAGGCAAGACCGAUUACUGAAUCCAUUUGAAUGAGACAGGCACAGUGGUGGCUGAGCUAGGCCAGGGAGAGCUUAUAUCCCCUCCCCCAGAUCUAGACCUAUGUUAAAUAUGGGAAAGUUGCUGCUAUUGAUUCAGGGGCUUCUGUUGGUGGCAGAGGACCCUUGGUAUAUUGGGUUGGGUGGGGAGGCAGGGUCAGUGCCUAGAAAACCUGUCCCCAGGUGUGUAGGCCUUAGGAAGCCACUGAUGAUGGGGACAAGGCCAGGUUCACGUCUCCUGGGGACUCUGUGAAUUUCUCCUGCAGGAGAAGCCAUUUGAACUUUUUCAACUGUAUCAGUAGCACAGUAUUUUUGUAUGAAAAGUGGGAGACUUCUGAACAGUAAUUCAUUUAAUUGCAACAUUUUGAAAUAAAAAAAUAAAACAUUUUA
Pteropus alecto (black flying fox) is the source of this 2766-nucleotide messenger RNA. RefSeq names its product phosphatidylserine decarboxylase (gene PISD). The record is from RefSeq and is a predicted model, not a curated record. Gene Ontology annotation, molecular function: phosphatidylserine decarboxylase activity. The transcript is spliced from 11 exons. Gene Ontology annotation, cellular component: mitochondrion. The coding region runs from base 143 to 1705 and encodes 520 amino acids. Lineage: Eukaryota; Metazoa; Chordata; Mammalia; Chiroptera; Pteropodidae. Gene Ontology annotation, biological process: phosphatidylethanolamine biosynthetic process.